AUGGCCGAGAAGCUCGUCUCUGUCGGCACAGCCUCAGACACGGUCACAGUCGUCGUUGCCGGCCCUGCGGCAGCCGCUUCUGCAGAGAGCGCGUUCAACUUCUCCUUCGCAUCGUUGGCACGGUUCGUCUGGACACCUGUCCCUACGGCAAGUCCAAUGACGGCAGCAGACAAGGCGGCGAUAAUGAUGGACAAGCGGAAGGAGCUUGCCCUUCGCACAGCCAUCUUCCUGUCCGCCGCGCCCCUGGCCACCGCAUUUGCCUCGUCUCUCGCCUUUCUCAUUGUGUCUCUCGCAAAGAACGGGCCCAUCGCCCCGUGGCGCCUCCUUUUCCUCCUCGAGGGCUUCCCCUCGGUGCUCAUCGCCCCCAUCGCCUGGCGUCUGAUUCCCGACUCGCCGCAGACAGCAACCUACCUCACCCCGCGCCAGCGAAAAGUCGCCCGCCUGCGCCUGCGCAACGAGGAGACGCCGCCCUCGCCAUCCUCGGCCGCCGACGCCGCCUCAACGUCCCCGCAGACUUCUUCGACACCUGUCCCAAUGCUGUAUCACGCCCCCAUAGUGGUGGCCUCCAUUCAGCACUGCAAGGGAUGA
This is a messenger RNA of Verticillium alfalfae VaMs.102, 588 nucleotides long. RefSeq lists its product as hypothetical. NCBI's taxonomy places the organism in Eukaryota, Fungi, Ascomycota, Sordariomycetes, Glomerellales, Plectosphaerellaceae. The transcript has 3 exons. Gene Ontology annotation, cellular component: membrane. Gene Ontology annotation, molecular function: transmembrane transporter activity. The record is from RefSeq and is a predicted model, not a curated record. Bases 1 to 588 code for a protein of 195 amino acids.